Molecule: messenger RNA, 789 nt
Organism: Cladocopium goreaui
Lineage: Eukaryota; Dinophyceae; Suessiales; Symbiodiniaceae
Source: the annotation of a GenBank genome assembly
AUGACCCCAUCGCAAUUUGAGCUGUUUAUGCGCCGCCUGAUCAAGAUGAAGACACCCAAAGUUGUCGUGAUGCUGGUCCUUUUGACCUCCUGGCUCGACAUGCCCGUGCAAAACAAGGCUCCAUUCCAGGUUCUCGAAUACUAUGCUGGGGUGGCACGGAUCGCUACCUUGGCAAAGUUUCUGGGGCUUCGCGGUGCUGCUGUUGACAUUGAAUAUGGAAAGCAUAACAAACCGAAGUCAGAGAGACCCCCAAUGGAUAUAAACAGCGAUGCUGGGCUGAUUCUAUGUAUCCACCUUAUACUAACUUCUGACCCGGCAUUGGCGCUAUUUCUUGCAGUGGUAUGCAGUACAUGGGUUCCAGUCAACAGGGGCUCAACACAACGCUCCAUACUCACACCCCUUGGGUGUGAGGAUUUUCCAGGGGUGCGUCGAGCUAACAAGAUGAUGUCCAGGAGCGUUAUCUUGAUGUUGUUGGCAGUAGCUCUUGGUGGCGAUUUUUACCUGGAGAACCCCCACAAUUCACUGAUAUGCAUGCAUCCUCGCUAUGUUUGGUUUAUGGAAAGCCUAAUGGAAUUGGGUAUACCGACCUAUAAGAUUACAUUUUGGAUGCGGAAAUGGGGGUCGUUGAGCUUUAAACAUACUUGGAUUUGGUCUAUAUCAAUCAUUAUUUCAAUACUGGAUGCAGGCUCCCUCACACAAAAAGAGAAAAACAGCAGCAUAUCUUUGACCACCAGAUACGUUGACAAACAUGGCCGGAAGAAGUUCAAAGGAAACUCAAAGUUGAAGUAG